UGGCGCGCGGAGGCCCGGCGAGCGCCGCGGCGCAGAUAUGCCACACUGCUGCCUGCCUUUGGCAACCCUCCUGGACUAGGCUGCUUUUGUUAAUCACAUGGAUGUUGUGUCCUUGGGUGAGAGUAGGAGGAAGUGAAAAAGGAAGAGAAGAGAAAAUUAAGAAGGGUAUGUGAGUGCUGGACUUCCCCGCACCUGGGGUCAGAAUGCUGCUCUUCUGUCACGCCCUCACUGUAGCUGUGGUCCAGACCUUUAUCUUCUCCGAAAACCGGGUGUUUGCCAAGAACAUCAACUUCUAUAACGUGCGGCCUCCUCUUGAUCCUACACCAUUUCCAAACAGCUUCAAGUGUUUUACCUGUGAAAAUGCAGGGGAUAAUUAUAACUGCAAUAGAUGGGCAGAAGAUAAAUGGUGCCCACAAAAUACACAGUACUGUUUAACAGUACAUCACUUUACCAGUCAUGGAAGAAGUACAUCCAUCACCAAAAAGUGUGCCUCCAGAAGUGAAUGUCAUUUUGUUGGCUGCCACCACAGCCGAGAUUCUGAACACACGGAGUGCAGGUCUUGCUGUGAGGGGAUGAUCUGCAAUGUUGAGUUACCCACCAACCACACGAAUGCGGUCUUCGCUGUGAUGCACGCUCAGAGGAUGUCUGGCAGCGGUGCCCCUGCGCUCUACCUACCGGUGCUGGCCUGGGCCUUCGUGCUGCCGUUGAUAUAAGGCCACCUUCCCGGGAGAGGCAGAGACCAGUCCUCUGAACACAAGCCAACCACUGUAAAAUGGCGAACUUGGAAGACCAAUCUCUUCAAGAUUGAAGGAUGCGCUUUGGACCUCACAGCAGAAGCCAGCUGUUUGCUUAGCUCAGAUGCUCCUGCAGGAGGCCGUAAGGAAGGGGACUUGGCAGGGACUGAGUGGUCAUGUAGUUGUUAGGUUUCUUGAUCAAAAGGGCUGCAUUGUGUCUCUUCUGCAAGGAGGGUCCUGCCAGCAUCUACCACGGGCGGGCUCAGUAGCCUGUGUUGUCCCCACCAGACCAGACCUUUAGCGGAAAGGACUCCUUGACCUGACUGACUUCUUCAGGGGCUGCUGGAACAGACCCUCUCGAUUCUGUGAUUGGCUCAGAGUAUUGCUGUGAAAUCUAAUCCUUCCCCGAAGAGAUAGCAGUUUCCCCACUGACGGUGUAGUAACGAGAAAGCCCACUAUGGGAAGAAAACUUCCAGUUGAACUAAUAUGAAACCUAUUUGCUAAUUGUGGGGGGAAAUAAAGCUUUUAAAUUAUAAGUGUAGAA
Odocoileus virginianus texanus is the source of this 1278-nucleotide messenger RNA. It is a transcript of the gene LYPD6B, whose product is annotated as LY6/PLAUR domain containing 6B. The record is from RefSeq and is a predicted model, not a curated record. Gene Ontology annotation, molecular function: acetylcholine receptor regulator activity. NCBI's taxonomy places the organism in Eukaryota, Metazoa, Chordata, Mammalia, Artiodactyla, Cervidae.